Messenger RNA from Liolophura sinensis, 4312 nucleotides. Its product is annotated as Bardet-Biedl syndrome 2 protein homolog. The transcript has 22 exons. NCBI's taxonomy places the organism in Eukaryota, Metazoa, Mollusca, Polyplacophora, Chitonida, Chitonidae. Gene Ontology annotation, cellular component: motile cilium; neuron projection; membrane. The coding region runs from base 257 to 2509 and encodes 750 amino acids. Gene Ontology annotation, molecular function: protein binding. The record is from RefSeq and is a predicted model, not a curated record. Gene Ontology annotation, biological process: non-motile cilium assembly.
GCGUGGUUGUUCAAAAUGUCAUUUGGCAGUGUGGAUGGAGACAUUUGCAUAGAAUGGCUUUGUUUGUAAAUAAUAAUAGUAGAAAUGUGCAGAUUCAUUGUCGAGAAAGACUGUUGAUCGUUUCAUGUGUAGUCUAUUUUGACUGACGAACUGACAGUCGUUGUCAAUCGCAAAGUUGUUGCUCUUGUCAUCUGGUCUGCCUGACAGUCUGAGUCAGUUUUUUUAUAUAUUACUGUUUUGUAAAUUAAUACUGAAGAUGUUGGUGCCUAUCUUCACCUUAAAACUCAAUCACAAGAUUAACCCUCGCAUGGUUUCACUGGGGAAGUAUGAUGGGGUACAUCCAGCAUUGACAUGUGCUACAGCUGCUGGAAAGGUUUUUAUCCACAACCCUCACAACCGUGGCAUUGUUGGAGGUCGUGUAGCAUCAGGUGAUGACACUAGUGACAUCAGCCUGCUCAGUAUUAAUCAGCAGGUGUCUGCAGUGUCGGCAGGCCAGCUCAACCCUAACAUCCCCAAUGAUAUCCUGGUGGUGGGCACAAGUACUAACCUGCUGGCCUAUGAUGUCAACAACAACAGGGACCUCUUCUACAAGGAAACUCCAGAUGGAUCCAAUGCCAUUGUGAUGGGACAACUGGGAGGUCUGGAACUGCCACUGGCUGUUGUGGGAGGGAACUGCUCCUUACAGGGGUUUGAUUAUGAGGGAAAUGACAGCUUCUGGACUGUAACUGGAGAUAAUGUGUGCUCAUUGUCGAUGAUUGAUUUCACAUGUGAUGGACAACAAGAGCUGAUUGUAGGUUCAGAGGAUUAUGAUAUACGUGUUUUCCGGGAGGAUGAGAUUAUAGCUGAAAUGACAGAAACAGAGGCUAUAACAUCUCUGUGUCCAAUGCUGGGAACAAAGUUUGGCUAUUCUCUGGCGAAUGGUACUGUUGGAGUGUAUGACAAGACGGCCAGGUACUGGAGAAUAAAGUCAAAGAACCAGGCGGUGAUCAUCCAUGGGUUUGACCUGGACUCUGAUGGUGUGCCUGAGCUCAUCACAGGCUGGAGUAAUGGCAAGGUUGACGCUCGUAGUGACCGUACAGGAGAGGUUGUCUUCAAGGACAAUUUUCCACAUGCCAUUGCAGGCAUUGUUCAGGGUGAUUACCGAAUGGACGGACAGGAUCAACUGAUUUGUUGUUCUGUGGAGGGAGAAGUUCGUGGUUACAAUGCUGCCAGUCCUGACCUGAAAGGAAAUCUGAUGGAUUCAAAUCUGGAGCAGGAUACGGUGAGAGAGCUCAGCCAGAGGAAGCAGAUGUUGAUUCUGGAAUUGAAAAACUACGAGGAAAACACCAAAGUUGCCCUCAGCUCUGGUGUGUCUGGGGCAUCUAUAAGCCCAGGUGUCUUGAAGUCCGACUCCUCAGCUGCUGGCCCUGGGAGUGUGGGGAAGAGCAUGACCUCACUCACCAGUUUGGAGAAGGGGACAGGUUCAAACAGCGGAAUGGGAGUCAUUCCAGCAAAUACUCAACUACAGACAAGUCUUAGUGUCAAUGCUGGGGGAGAGAAGGAACAGCCCCAUGUUGAACUCACAAUAUCCACAUCAAAUGACACAAUCAUACGAGCUGUCCUCAUCUUUGCUGAGGGUAUCUUUGAAGGGGAAAGCCAUGUUAUUCAUCCUAACAUUAACUAUGUGAGCAACAAUCUUAAAGUAGCCAUAUUUCCUCCUAAAGACAUCACUGUAGAUCUGCACAUCAAAGCCUUUGUGGGAUAUAAAUCCAGUUUACAGUUCCAUGUGUUUGAGCUUACCCGUCAGUUACCUCGGUUCUCUAUGUAUGCCCUCACUGAACCUGUGAGCCCAGAGCCCAGCAGCAGUGUAGUGUUUCAGGUUCAUGACAGAGUGCAGCGGCUGGUUUUGUGGAUCAAUCAGAUGUUUCUGUUACAAGAGGACCUGGUGUGUGAAGGAUCUCUCUGUGUGACCUUCAUGUCACUGAGGGGAACUGGGCCCCUGGUCAUCAAGAUGGAACCUUCAGGGCAGGUGACGAUUCGUACUGAUGACAUGGACUUGGCAGGGGACAUAAUCCAGGCUCUGGCCGUCUUCCUGAACGUGGAGGAUCUGCAGGUGACAGCUGACUUCCCCAAAGAGAUGGAAGCUCUCAGGCAGAUCCUGAUCAGGGUGGAUGAGUUCCACAGUGUCCGUCAGAAACUGACCGCAGAGAUGGCUGACCACUCAAACCUUAUCCGCAGCAUGGUUGUCAGGGCAGAAGACUCCAGACUGAUGGGGGACAUGCGUAACAUGCGUAAGGCAUACAUGGAGCUGUAUGACCUGAAUCGUGACCUGAUCAAUGGCUACACAAUCCGCUCCAACAACCACCAGGAGCUACUCACUUGUCUCAAACAAGUCAACCAGAUUAUCCAGAAGGCCGGCAGACUCAGGGUGGGAAAAUACAAGACUCAAGUUGUAGCUGCUUGUAGGUCUGCCAUAAAGUCCAACAACAUCAACUCAUUGUUCAAAAUCAUCAAAAGUGGAUCUAUGUAGAGAAGAAGGCUAGUCUCUGGUACCAUUGACUUAUGUAACUGAGAAAAGAACAUUAAGAAGACAUUUUCAUGGCUAACGUAUUUGCUAACCAGAUCAGCCAUGCUUUCAUUGUAUCUGUAAGUGAACUUAAGCACUUUGUAAACAGAUUAGAAUUUCUGAGAUCAAGUUUCAAUUUGAAGCACAAAAUAUAACUGUUAUACAUAUGUAUAUACUGUAGGGGGGAUACUAAAAUGAUGAGAAUCUGUUUACGUAUAGUUUCAUUUAAUGUCAUCGAUGGGCUGAAUGUCAAGACUGUCUAACUUCAGCCACUAAUGCUUAACCAGUGAGGUUGUCCAUUUGAAAUUAACUCAUAAACGAUACACCAUGGCUCUACAUGCAUAUAUCAAGAGCAUCUGUCAGGUAUUAAGGCUCUGUCCAGUUUCCUCCAGCCACAAAUGUGACUGUAAAUGUCACCCUAGAAGUGAAACAUGAUGUAAAACACCAAUUACAUAGUAAUUAAUAAUAAUAAUUUACUGUGUUUUAUUCAAGCCACGUUAUUUUGGUUAUGGCAUAUAGAGAAAAACCAGUUUGUUUUCCACUGUUAAAAACCUCAAUCACUCACUCACUCAAUCCACUGUUAAGAGGAUAUGGUAAGUCCCAUUUCCAAGAGAAACUAGACUCAAUUUUUACAUUACAGGUACCUUAAUACAGAACAGAAAUGACGCCAUAGUUCAAAAAGAUUUUUGAUGUACAACACCAUUUAAUAGGUGUAAUGAAACUUUGAAACUUUUCAUCAGUUUCUAUUUAGUUUGCCUGAUGUGACAUGAAUAUCCCUGUGAUGUUAAAUGAGACAGACAGUACAGUAGCUGACACAAAUUUGCUGGAUCCUCCAAUACAUAGAUAUUGAUAUUCCUCAUAUGUGUUCUGUAUAAUUCGGGCAAGCAGUCCAGGUUAUCUUAGUCCAUAUUAUUUUACCGUCCUUUGUAAACACAAAGGCAUUGAAACUGGAGUUGUUCUUUAAUAUACAGGUCUGUCUGUUAGUGUAUUGAACAUAUUUUUUUACUUUGGGAAAACCUCCACAAUGAGAUUCAAAAAGCAUGAAAAGUCAUGAUAUUUCAUGUGUAUUUUGUGGAAAACAGACCUGACUUUUGUGAAAACUUGAGUUAGAUUAGGUGUUUGUCUAAGUAACAAGGCCACGCAAGGUACAUAUGUUAUCAGGGGCCUCUGUGGCUGAGUCAUUACAGAGCUACAGUACUUUAAGGGCCUCUCCAAUGCAGUUGCUGUGAGUUCAACUCAGGCUGGCUUCCUUUCUGGUCGUGGGAAGAUCUUCCAGCAAUCUGUGGAUGGUAGUGGGUUUUCUCUGUGCUCUGCCCAGUUUCCUCUCAACAUAAUGUUGCCAUCAUACAAACAACAUAUUUUUCAAUACAGAUCAAAACGCUGAUCAGAUACAUAAAUAAAUAUAUAUAUUUUCAGCAAAUUCUUCUAUGUAUUAAGUGAAGUUUACGUGCUGAAAUAUAAUUGGAUCACUUACCUUUGACAUUAUUCAAUGUUUUAGUUCUCUUGGCACUCCUUGCUUGUACAGCUUGUAUCCGUCCAUUGCCCAAUUUUCAUUUUGUUUUUGGAUGUAAAAAAAAAUUGUCUGUGAUAUAAAGAUGUGUCAUAUUGUGAAAUUGUUGUGUUUUUGUUAUUAUUUAGCUGUUUAUUAUGUGAUGACUUAUUAAUUUCUCAUCAGGUAUAGCACACUAUGGUUUGCAUGCUUGCAAAACUAGUGCCAAAGACACUUCAGUCAAGUCUUGUAAUAAACGUAGUUCCUGUAAUAAACGU